This is a messenger RNA of Anopheles merus, 2412 nucleotides long. Its product is annotated as mitogen-activated protein kinase p38b-like. NCBI's taxonomy places the organism in Eukaryota, Metazoa, Arthropoda, Insecta, Diptera, Culicidae. The coding region runs from base 446 to 1528 and encodes 360 amino acids. Gene Ontology annotation, molecular function: MAP kinase activity; ATP binding. The transcript has 8 exons. Gene Ontology annotation, cellular component: nucleus; cytoplasm. The record is from RefSeq and is a predicted model, not a curated record. Gene Ontology annotation, biological process: intracellular signal transduction; protein phosphorylation.
GGUUACGAUUCACACCUGCAGCUGUCUCCCCUUAUUGCGUACGUGUGUGUGUGUGGUUCUUAUCGGCCACAGUGAACCCAGAGAUAUCUGCGACCUAAACCGCUCAAAAGUGCAAAUCGAAAAGUGCCUCCAACUAGAUGAAAGUGUGUGCGACGACGACACGGUGACAGACGACAGAGGAAGCAAAAAAAAAGUCCGUCUGUGUGCGAGUCGGGCCUACUGCGUGGGCAACACACAAAAAAGGUGCUCAGUGUCCCGUCCGUCCCCCCAAUCCAGUGAAGAUAAAAGUGUAAAAUUCAUAUACGCGCUCGUGUGUAUGUGUGUGUGUGCGACGUGUGGUAUUUGUCUCGUGCGCUCACAUCUGUUCCGUAAUAAAUAGAAAAAGUAGGCGAAAAACACCGGGAAAAUCAUUCUGUGUGGAAACGCAAACGAGAGCGGCCCGAAAAUGCCCAAGUUUUAUCGCACCGAGAUCAACAAAACGGAAUGGGAAGUUCCGGAAAAGUAUCAGGUGCUGACCCCGGUCGGUAGCGGCGCGUACGGCCAAGUGUGCUCGGCCAUGGACACGGAGCACAACGUGAAGGUGGCAAUCAAGAAGCUGGCCCGCCCGUUCCAGUCAGCCGUCCACGCGAAGCGCACCUACCGGGAGCUGCGCAUGCUGAAGCACAUGAACCACGAGAACAUUAUCGGCCUGCUGGACGUGUUCCAUCCGGGGGCCAACAAUACGCUCGAAUCGUUCCAGCAGGUCUACCUGGUGACGCACCUGAUGGGCGCCGACCUGAACAACAUCAUCCGCACCCAGCGCCUGUCGGACGAGCAUGUCCAGUUCCUCGUCUACCAGAUCCUGCGCGGCCUGAAGUACAUACACAGUGCGGGAAUCAUUCACCGGGAUUUGAAACCGUCCAACAUUGCCGUGAACGAGGACUGCGAGCUGAAAAUACUGGACUUUGGGUUGGCCCGCCCGACCGAGAACGAGAUGACCGGCUACGUCGCGACCCGCUGGUACCGGGCGCCCGAAAUUAUGCUCAACUGGAUGCACUACAACCAAACGGUGGACAUUUGGUCGGUCGGCUGCAUCAUGGCGGAGCUGCUGACCGGCCGGACACUGUUCCCCGGCACGGACCACAUUCACCAGCUAAACCUUAUCAUGGAGAUACUCGGCACACCGAACGAUGAGUUCAUGGCGAAAAUCUCCUCGGAAAGUGCCCGUCAUUACAUAAAAUCGCUGCCGAAAACGGAGAAGCGCAACUUUAGCGACGUUUUCCGCGGUGCCAAUCCGCUUGCCAUCGAUUUGCUGGAAAAAAUGUUGGAGCUGGAUGCGGAUAAGCGGAUAACGGCCGAACAGGCCCUUGCUCAUCCCUAUUUGGAGAAGUAUGCCGAUCCGUCCGACGAGCCAACCUCAUCGCUGUACGAUCAGAGUUUCGAGGACAUGGACCUGCCCGUGGAACGGUGGAAGGAACUGGUCUUCAAAGAGGUACUUAACUUUGUCCCGCAGCAGCACGCACAUAUUGGCGGUGAACCUCAAGCGUAAUUCCAGAACGAGAUCAAUCAGUAAAAGCCCAACUAGCUUCAGUGAAGGCAAAAUGGUAAUGCACAGACCACCACAUAAUGCAAAAUAUACACGCGAAAGGACACGCGGUUGUCCAUGAAAGGGUCUAGUAGAGACGAAGAAGACAGGAGCGGAGGGCUCAAACAGUGAAUUACUGAAUGCGUACUAAAUGCUGACUUAGAAGCAAGGUUUGAGAAUGGCAGUCUCUAUUGAGCACAUGUAUGCAGGGUUCACUUUUAUAAAUUUCUUCAUAAAUAUUGUGCAAUUGCGUAAAACGCUUGCCUUCUGGUGAUGUGUGGUUGUGUGUUGCGUGUGGUGCAAAAGACGAAAAGAGCUAGUACGGGUAGCAGCAAGAGAACACGUAGCCUCUAGAUACACAAAUUGACGUGCACAAGUCCUUGUGUGUAUGUGUGUGGUGUGUGAUGCAACAGCUAAAUACGAACAUUUCUCCUCUGUUUAAACACCAACUAGUAAAGUAAGCAAAUGCGACAGACAUGAAUGAAGAUGGAAGCUAGCAAAAAAAGGGAAUGCAAAAUCCACCCUACAAAAUCAGAAUUUAGAUCCUUGCUCACUCCCCCACAGGGCACAUACCCCGUCCGUGUGUGUGUGUUUCAAGCUUUACUGUUGAUGCCACAACAACAACAACAACAACAACAAAUUAUUACAGUUUCGAGUUAGAUUCAAUGUUAAUAUACGUACGCGAUAAAUGGGUAUGAGGUUCAAGGUGUAGUAUAUGCACGGUACGCUGGAAAGAGUAAUGGUGGGAAAGAGUCGUUAGAGUCGUUAGAGUCGAAAGUGUACUUGAAGUAGUAAAAAAACGAUAACAACAAACUUAUUUGAUACGAAUAAAAUUAUCUACAAAUUAA